This is a messenger RNA of Ostrinia furnacalis (Asian corn borer), 336 nucleotides long. RefSeq lists its product as uncharacterized. The record is from RefSeq and is a predicted model, not a curated record. The coding region runs from base 1 to 336 and encodes 111 amino acids. NCBI's taxonomy places the organism in Eukaryota, Metazoa, Arthropoda, Insecta, Lepidoptera, Crambidae. The transcript has 2 exons.
AUGUUGCACUUGUUGAUUCUGAUCCAGUUCCUGAUACCUUUUAUAGAAUCAAUAGGUUAUGAUUCUUCUGGAGUUGUAGUGGGGAACUUAAGGAAAAGAGAUACUAUACCCCUGCACAGAUUAAGCAGAAGUGAUUUAAGAAGAUUUUAUGGAGAUGAAGAUGAUUUACAUUAUAGAAAAACUAAGGACAUCAGAGAAGAUAAGAGAUUUGAAAUGACAGAAAACCUAAUACGUGAGCUGAAGCUAGCUGAGAAUAAAGAAGCUUUAGACAAAUUGAAUCGUGAAGUAAGAUGGCUGACUAUCGACACUGAAGAGGGGCUGGGGAUUGGAUUAUAA